Molecule: messenger RNA, 1413 nt
Organism: Mesitornis unicolor (brown roatelo)
Lineage: Eukaryota; Metazoa; Chordata; Aves; Mesitornithiformes; Mesitornithidae
Product: BPI fold-containing family C protein-like
Exons: 15
Coding region: 1-1413 (470 amino acids)
Molecular function (GO): lipid binding
Source: RefSeq, a predicted model, not a curated record
AUGAUGAAGAUUUGCUGCUUUCUCCUCCUCUUAAGUUUGCUCAGAGGGCAAAUCAAUGCCAGCCCUGGAGUCAAAGUGAGGAUCACUCAGAAGGGGUUGGAAUAUGCCAAGGAAGUUGGGCUGGAAAUCCUGAAGCGGAAUAUGGAGAAGGAGCGUUUCCCUGAUUUGAGUGGCUAUGAGAAAUAUGGGCUUGGUAAUGUCAAAUACAACAUCUCAAGAAUACAUGUCACUGCUGUUGAAUUUCCCAGUGCUUCCAUCUCCCUCAUACCUGGGACUGGGAUAAAGCUGGUGAUUGGAAAUGCUUCUCUAACCAUUGAUAUGAACUGGAACAUAAGGACCUGGAUGUUCAAAGACACCGGAAGCAGCACAGUGUACAUUUCAAAGGUGUUCGUUACUGCAAUCUUUUCAACACCCGUGGAUAAGAGUGGUCAUACAUCAAUAGCACUUACCAGCUGUCGCACAACUUCUGGUGAUAUAGACAUCAAGUUGAAUGGGAAAAGUGGCUUCCUGCAUAACUUCUUUAUCAAGUACCUGAAGAAGCCCAUUCACAGGAGCUUGGUCACUAAUUCAUGUCCCAACAUCAGAUCUGGGAUCCAGUUGAUAGAUGAAGACCUCCGAUCACUGAAUGUCCCAAUGCUGAUUGAUGAUUUGGCUGAAGUAGACUACUCCUUAAACAGCUUGCCAGCAGUACUGCAAACAUUUGUUGACCUGGACUUAAAGGGAGUAGUCUACCCAGCUGGAAACUAUACUGACCCUCCCUAUGUGGCAGCCCCCUUCACUAUUCCAGACCAAAGCGACUCCAUGCUCUCCCUUGUGUUCUCAGAGUAUUUCUUCCAGACCUCCUCAUUUGCUUACUACACAGCAGGGGCCUUCAACAUCACCAUUACAGAGGAGACUUGCAGCUAUUUCAAUAUAAGCACAGAGAUAUUUGGCAGUAUCAUCCCUGAGGUAGCCAAAUAUUCAGUUACACCCUACCCAGUGAUGUUGAAGCUAAUGGCUACUGAAACACCCAUCAUCAGCUUAGAGCAGGAUUCCUUCACGGCAGAGAUUCAGGGCUCCAUGGAGGUGUUUGCUGUUCUUCCAGACGCAGCCACCCAGUUAUUGUUCACAAUGAACAUAGCAGCCAACACCAGCAUUGCUCUGAAUAUAUUUGACCAGAAAUUGAUGGGCUCACUCUGUUUGAACAGACUCCAGUUCUCCUUAGCCCACUCCAAUGUUGGCUUUUUUGAGAUCUCACUUCUGGAGAACAUCCUGUCUUACAUCUUACAGACUGAAGUCAUUCCAUCAGCUAAUGCUAAACUGUCAAAAGGAUUGCCUCUUCCCAAUCUGGCCAAUGUUACCCUUACGAGACCUCAUAUUACAAUUGUACAGGGAUACGUGUUGAUUUCUACCGAUGUCCACUACAAACACUAA